UCGAAUGGUAAAGGGUCGGCUGUACCUAAAUUCGCUGAGCAUGCAGAGUUGGUGAUUGAAAUCAAUGACGCUCUCUCCGAUCUUACCGCUCAAACUGUUCGAGUAAAUCUUGCUCCUAUUAAUACUGCAGCUCCAAUGGCGUAUGCUAACAACGGUGUUGUCUACGCUCCUCAAAUGAUUAAUGUGCAAUGA
This is a messenger RNA of Paraglomus occultum, 192 nucleotides long. The record is from the annotation of a GenBank genome assembly. Lineage: Eukaryota; Fungi; Glomeromycota; Glomeromycetes; Paraglomerales; Paraglomeraceae.